GCCCACCACACAGGUGUGCUCAGGUAUACUAGAGUGGUGAGUGUAAACAAAGUUCUCUCGUCGUCACACGGAAUAUAACACAACUUUUAAUCACUCCAGAUGGUUGGAGUAUUAAUAUUCUUUAGCUGAGGGAUAUUCCGGAGAGGGUCAUCAUGUCGAAUUCUCUGAGGAGAGUGGCCAACUGUGGCCUCUUUCUGGCGAUUUUAGAUUUGAUUCAUGCUGUGGUCACUGCUGGAUUCUACAGCUACGAGCUCAUCAUUCACUACAGGUGUCACUGGAAUCAUGGAAUUCGAUGGUGCCAGUACUACUUAAAUGACACGAACCACAGCCUUCGUGUGAACAUCGGCAUAGGCGAAGGAGUCGUGUGCCUCUUAUUCUCCAGUCUUCUCAUCGUUGCCUUCUGUAAGUACAAGCCAUGGCUGGCAUGGCUGUGGUUAGUGAAGGCACUAGUCGUCAUAGGCGUGAAUGUCUACUUCAUCAUAGGCUGGAUGAUUGAGAGGUCCCGGUACUACCACAGCCUGUGGAACCAAAGUAACUACGACCAGGACAAGAUCUUCCUGAUGGCGGGCAUUGGACUCACUAUCAUCGAGCUCAUCAUCAUGUUUAUUUUCUGCUGCGUCUCCGGAGCGUUCACUUACAAGGUAAAAAGACAGCAAGUCCCCACAAUGGAAUCGGACAUAUGAGCGCCAGUCUUGUCAUCCAUUGCCAACUCUCACAAGAGAAUCGUCUGGUGUUUCAAGAGGCAGAUUCACGGCAGAAUUUUUCAGACUGUUCAGAAUCUUUCUGUGCUAUUGGAAAGAGAUCAUUUUUUUUCUGCCGUGCCUGAAAGAAACUAGUUUGUCCCACGAUUUCAGAAGUGAAAGACGGAACAAUGAUGUGCUGUGACAGUGUUAGCCAAAUAUCUAGAAUGGAUCUGGCAGUGCAAAAACAAUAUUCCUAAACUAGGUUUUAUUUGCAAAGGAUGAUCAGAGAUGUUUUGAACUCACGGUAAAGAAGCUUCUUUCAGCAUCAAACGGCACUUUGAACUGAUCUUUGCAAAUUACUCAUAACUGGCAGUUUUCAAGGCUAAUUCUCUAAGGUCCAUGAUCACUUGUAUUGAAAUAUGAAGAGAUGGUUACAGUAUACAUGAUACCACAGUUGAUUUUGAAAUAACUUGCAUCAGUGAACCAGUGCCAAUACAUGCACCCAGAUCGUACUUGUGGAGUUUGCUGCUGUUGGAAGACGCUGGCACAUAUUCGCUUGGCGAUUUGUUUCAAGAUGUAACUUGCUCUUAUUUGAUCGUAAUCUGUUUGAUCUUUACGUCUUUUCUUAGUUUUAUAAUACCUUUUAAUUUUCAGUAAUGACAAGAAGUCUGUCAUUACUAGGUGGAAGGAUCAUCCUGUGAUGAUGGUGCCUUGCUCAGCCUUAGGUUGAACCUUCUGAUGUACCUUACAUAGGCUUAGUAUAAGACUUACAAUAAGUGUGGUGGCUAUACCAUAACGUUACCAUGGAAGGAAAAGAUAACGUAGCUUAUAAUACCGUUGUCCACAUAUGACAAUGAACUACGAUAGAUAGAGCUAUGAACGAUUUUGAUUAACAACUUCAAUCCGUAUGCACUUACAAUCUCAAGAGAUUGUUACAAAACAUUUGCUGUUAAAAAUAUUAUUUACAAUGUGCCAACUUCGUACUUGUAGUUGAGAAUCCUGAGUUUUGUUUCACUUAGAUUUUGAAUCGUCCGAGAUAACUUGAACCUAAGGGUCGUCUACACUGCAGUAAAAUAUCGGUAACUCAUCGCACACACAUUACAAACUGGUUGAAUACAAGUUAACGACUUACUGGUAGUCCUAACCAAUACUUUAUACAAUUAUCCAGUAUUGACCAAAGAUUCGUUCACCAUUUACGGUUGUUGACCUCUUUUCAAGUUGUUUGUUACAAGUAUGAGAUAAGGUGCCAACACGUGUUGACAACAUUUAUUGUAGCGUGGACGCACCUUAAGGUUUUGAUUUCCUGCUAUCAAAUGGAUCGGCUUUGUAGAAUUCAAUCACUGAGGGAAAAAUCAUCCAGAGCAAAGACUUGUAGCAUGCGAUGCUCAACGGUCACAACCAAACUGCAGUAAGAUAUGAUGGUAUGAAAGAAAUCUCGCAAUCAGACUGUUUUCUUACCAUAACCACUUUUGCCCAAAUAUCAAAGACACUGCCAUUUUUAUAUACAGUUUUUAAUCUUCAAGUGUAAACUUCUUGUCAUCAUUAGACUGUACACUUGUCUGUGAAACAGCCCUGUAGUCACGAAAAAGUUUCCAAAAGAUCGUUCAUCUAACUAUGCGAUUUCAAGUGCUUAAAGAUAGCUUGAACUUUAUUCUCGUUGUUAGGACCAUUUUCUCUGCCAAUUACGCAAAGAAUUUUCACAGAUUAAUACAACAGUACAUUAGUUCCUCAAGGGAGCAAGUAGAGCUGUAGUGUCUUAUACUGCAAAGCAAUUUGCACAUGUUUCUGAAGAAAGUUGAAUGAAAAUUAUUCUUCUCGAUGAAACAGACAUGUCUCUUUGAGUGUGCUCAGAAAAAACUUAAAUCUAGGUUCAUGGAUAGUCUGAUUUGCUUGUAAACGGCAUACUCAAGGUGCCAAAGUCUCCCCUCCCCAUCUCUCUUUUUGUAUGCGAGAGCCAUUGCUCCCAGCAGGAUAUACACCACUUGCACAGGCGCUAUAAAUACUAGGAAUGUUGCUAUCUACUUUUAAAACGUUGUUUCCCAAGGCUUGGAAAAACCAGCAGUUCUUGGAGAUUUGGCACAACGGCUAUCCUAAAUUCGAGGAUAAAUUUGAGUCUUUGUCGUUGUACAUUCGUGUAAACUGAUAGAUGUAAACUUUAAUAACUCGUGACAUUUUAACUGGAAAGAUAUCAUUAGCCUUCCCGGACAUUAUUCAGAAGAAUUCAUAAUGAAAAUGUAGUACAUCAUUCAGGAGGUUCUUAAAACGAUGAAAUUAUUGUUUAUUUUACAAACCGUGUAAAACUGACAGACUUUAGGAAUAAGUGUUGAUAUAAUGUUACUUCAAACUAUGAUAAUUUAUCAAUCUAUUUCUAUAACGUUGCUUAAUUUCUAUGUUUCUUGUACCAUUAGCAAGAAUAUAUUUCGCAGUAAAUAGAUUUGCUUUCAUUAUUUUGCUCAAGGUUGUACUAAAUGUCUGUUAAGAUAUAAGAAAAAGUCAUGGGGGUUCCUAUUAUCAAAAUAACCAGUUUUGUUUAUAGAUAUAAAAGGUGUGUUUAACCAACUUUAUCUUGUUUUAUCUCUUAUAUAAUUAUACAGUUUAUCUAAGACACAAGGAGAAAAUUGACCCUUUCAAGCUCCAGAACUAAAACCCAACUUUUGUGUAGCGAUUUUCUCCAACGCAGUUUGUCAUGCAAUUCAGCAUCGGCGCAUCUCAAAACAAACCCUUUAUUCUUAUGAAGGUAAACAGACAAGAAGGAAAGUUUAAUUGUUGGUAAAAGAACGUGGAAUAAUACAAACGGCAUUACUGUGUAAUUCAUCCUGUUGUACGAGGAAGCCAAUAAAAAAUACAGGAAGCUUUAGAUGGUUCUUCGGUGGAUCUACACGAAAAUACAAAAGCUACUGUUGUUCCAAUAGAUUUUCGUGAUCUACACAUUUGUUGUGGUCUCUGUAGAAUGUUGCUUAGGUUAGCUUUGACCAUUUUUAUUUUUAGACAUUUAGAGUUUGCAUUUGUUACCAUAUAGGCAUUCAAAGAUUGACUUUAUUGUUAAGUGUUAAAAGAAUUGUCUGCUAAGUUUCUGUUGUAGUUAGAACUACUUUUGUACUUCAUCUAAUUUAUUUUUAUUAUUUCUUACCUAGGAAGUAUAGUUUGUAUCCGUCUCAUUUUAGGGUAGUGAAUGGAAGUUAAAGUCACUUAUUUUGUGAUGACAUCUUCAUUGGCAUUUUAAGUUCUUUUAAUAUUAUUGUCUUCACAUACAUGCAUAGUUUCGAAUGCCAUCCUACAUAAGCAAUUUAAUCUUUAAACACUAUGCUGUUAACAACAUGGAAAACUGCAUUCUGUUAUCACCGGAAAUAAAAAUAUAAUUCAUUUUUGGUGGCCUUUAACAAAGUGAUCAUCUGUAGCAAAGGAAAUCAGACUGUUUUCUAUUUGUUCCAACUUUUCAAAAUCAGAACCCGACAACACCCUUAUAGAUUUAGUAACCAAAAUUAAAUGAUCAUAACAACACCACCUAAACAAAAGCAUGGCAAAGGUUAUUUUCUCUCCCAUCUUGUGAAAACAUCAA
Macrobrachium nipponense is the source of this 4242-nucleotide messenger RNA. RefSeq lists its product as uncharacterized. Bases 153 to 683 code for a protein of 176 amino acids. Lineage: Eukaryota; Metazoa; Arthropoda; Malacostraca; Decapoda; Palaemonidae. The transcript is spliced from 6 exons. The record is from RefSeq and is a predicted model, not a curated record.